This is a messenger RNA of Gossypium arboreum, 1066 nucleotides long. RefSeq names its product germin-like protein subfamily 1 member 11. Gene Ontology annotation, cellular component: cell wall. Gene Ontology annotation, molecular function: manganese ion binding. NCBI's taxonomy places the organism in Eukaryota, Viridiplantae, Streptophyta, Magnoliopsida, Malvales, Malvaceae. The record is from RefSeq and is a predicted model, not a curated record. The transcript is spliced from 2 exons. The coding region runs from base 268 to 930 and encodes 220 amino acids.
AUGGGAUAGCUGAAAAUGAUAUCGUCUGUUUCAAGAUGUACUGGUGUAUGCGAUGGAAGAAGAAUUAAAUUAGCCUGCUGAAGAAUGGUUCACAGAGUGAUUUGAAAAUACAUAAAUUAUAAAACUAAGAGAAAAACAGCCAACAUCAUAGACUAGUUCAAUCGUAUUCAACCUAUAAAUGCCUAGUCCUUCCAUGCAAGGCUUCUCAUAUCUCAUCGAUCAAUAAAACUUGUAAGCAUCUAAACUAGAAAAAGCUACCUUACCUCCAUGGAAGGCUUUCAUUUCCUCCAAGCCCUUUUCAUCUUAGCUCUGGCAUCCUCUUUGGCCUAUGCCUUUGAUCCUAGCCCUCUUCAGGACUUUUGUGUAGCCAUAAAUGACCCCAAUGAUGCUGUGUUUGUAAAUGGGAAAGUAUGCAAAGACGCAAAGCUUGCCACAGCAGAUGACUUCUUCUUUUCUGGACUCAAUAUCGGAAAAAUCACAUCAAAUUCAGUUGGAUCAUCUGUCACUCCUGUCAAUGUUGCGCAAAUCUCAGGACUUAACACUCUCGGGAUAUCUUUGGCUCGAAUUGACUAUGCAGCUAAUGGUGGUCUAAACCCUCCUCACACUCACCCUCGUGCCACGGAGAUUCUUGUGGUCUUGGAAGGCACGCUCUAUGUUGGUUUUGUUACAUCCAACCCAGAUAAUCGUCUAAUUGCCAAAGUCUUAAACAAGGGGGACGUGUUUGUGUUCCCAGUUGGUCUCGUUCACUUCCAAUUCAAUCCAGGAAAGAGUAAAGCUGUUGCUAUUGCUGCUUUGAGCAGCCAAGAUCCUGGUGUUAUUACAAUAGCAGAUGCAGUGUUUGGAUCAGAUCCAUCUAUUAAUCCCGAUGUUCUUUCCAAGGCCUUUAAAUUGGACAAAAGUAUGGUGAAAAGUCUCCAAUCCAAAUUCUGAUGAUACUGCAAUGUUGAAUGAUUGACAUCCCUUGUUAAUGCAAACAUUCCUUAUAGACUCUCUCUACUUAUGUAAGCCUGUCUGUUUGAAUUAUAGAAUAUGAUGAAGUUGCAAGUUGUUCAAUGGGCAAAAGAAA